GCUGCAGAGCGACUUCGUCACAUCCUUGGGGAGGAUGACAGCACACCAACACCUACAAUAUUCACAGAGAUGGACACACUACAGCAAUAUGGGGAUGAAUUGGAGUGGAAAGAGUCAGCAAGGUGGGUAAAAUUUGAGGAGAAGGUGGAGGAGGGCGGAGAAAGAUGGAGCAAGCCUCAUGUCUCCACACUGACACUUCAUAGCCUCUUUGAGCUAAGGACCUGUCUGCAGACAGGGAGUCUUUUGCUUGAUCUGGAAGGCUACUCGCUACCACAGAUUGUGGAGGAGAUUGUGGAUCGACAGAUAGCUGAUGGUCUCAUUCCUCAGGAUCUAAAGGAGAAGAUUAUUUUUGUCCUGCUAAGGAAACACCGUCACCAGACCAAGAAACCAAUCCACCGCUCACUGGCAGACAUAGGAAAGUCCUCUAACACAUCAUCCAAUCGCAGUCCACAAGUUAAUCUGAGUCGUAGCACUAGUUCAGCAUCUGGGAUCCACCGCUCUACAGAAGACCUACGUUCUCGGCAGUCAAGCAGUCUUGGCCGCCUGCAUGCUGCUCAGAGUCGAAGCAUGAAUGAUAUUUCAGACAGCCCCAGCACUGACCAGCUGAAGAAUAAAUUUAUGAAGAAGAUUCCUCGUGAUGCUGAGGCCUCUAAUGUAAUGAUUGGUGAGGUGGAUUUUCUGGACAAACCAUUUGUCUCAUUUGUACGCUUGGCUCAAGCCACAACAUUAGGAGGCCUCACAGAGGUCCCUGUCCCAACCAGGUUUCUCUUCAUUAUGCUGGGUCCUCAAGGCAAAACUAAGUCUUACAAUGAAAUUGGCAGAGCUAUUGCCACUCUCAUGGUAGAUGAUCUGUUUAGUGAUGUUGCGUACAAAGCAAGGGACCGUGAUGACUUGAUUGCAGGUGUUGACGAGUUUCUGGAUGAGGUGAUAGUCCUUCCUCCAGGAGAAUGGGAUCCUAAAAUACGCAUUGAACCUCCCAAGAAGGUCCCUUCAGCAGAAAUGAGGAAGUCAGUUCUUAACCUGAAUGAGCUAGGUCAGGUGAAUGGCUCAGCUGGUGGAGCUGCAGGAGGAGAAGAGGAAGGCCUUCCUGCUCAGCAUGAAUUGGGAGAGGAACUGAAAUUCACUGGGAGGAUCUGUGGUGGUAUGUGGCUGGACAUCAAACGCAAGAUGCCGUUUUACUGUAGUGACAUUUACGAUGGCUUCCAUAUCCAGUCCAUCUCUGCUGUUCUCUUCAUUUACCUGGGCUGCAUCACCAAUGCCAUCACCUUUGGAGGACUGCUGGGAGAUGCUACUGACAAUUACCAGGGAGUAAUGGAGAGUUUCCUUGGCACUGCUUUAGCAGGAACUGUCUUCUGUUUGUUUGGUGGACAACCUCUCAUUAUUCUCAGUUCAACUGGACCUAUUCUCAUUUUUGAGAAACUGCUUUACAACUUCAGCAUGACCAACAACAUCGACUACAUGGAGCUGCGUCUGUGGAUCGGCCUUCACUCAUGCCUGCAAUGUUUUCUGCUGGUUCUCACCGAUGCCAGCUACAUUAUCAAAUACAUGACACGUUUCACAGAGGAGGGUUUCUCUAGCCUCAUCUCCUUCAUAUUUAUCUCCGAUGCAAUCAAGAAGAUGGUAGAAUCCUUUAAAUAUUACCCAAUCAACUGUGGCUUCAAGCCUGAUUACAUCACAGCCUACAAGUGUGAAUGCAUUGCUCCAGACCAGGUCUCUGCUUUGGGUUUAAAUGUUUCAGCCCCACUUGCAGAUGAUAACAUGACUCUACUGUUUAAUUUGACAGACAUGGACUGGAGUCAACUGAGUAAGAAAGAGUGUGUGAAAUAUGGCGGUUCUUUGGUGGGGAACGCCUGUAAGUACGUCCCCGACCUGGCCCUUAUGUCCUUCAUCCUCUUCUUUGGCACUUACUCCAUGACGAUUUCUCUCAAGAAGUUCAAGUUCAGCCGCUACUUCCCGACAAAGUCCCGUACCCUGGUCAGUGAUUUUGCCAUCAUCAUCUCUAUCCUGGUCUUCUGCGGAUUUGACUUCCUUCUCCAACUGGACACCCCCAAACUGCACGUGCCCACAGAGAUAAAGAUGAGGAAGCUAAUCAGUGAUUUUGCCAUCUUCAUGUCAAUCAUGGCCUUUGUUGGUCUGGAUAUAUUGAUUGGUUUAGACACGCCUAAACUAAUUGUUCCAACAGAAUUCAAGCCGACACGUCCUGAUCGUGGAUGGAUUGUUCUUCCUUUUGGGAAAAACCCCUGGUGGUGGUAUCUGGCCAGCUUCGUUCCUGCUCUCCUUGUCACCAUACUCAUCUUUAUGGACCAACAGAUCAGCGCGGUCAUCGUCAAUCGAAAGGAAAACAAGCUCAAGAAAGGCUGUGGUUACCACUUGGACCUAUUUUGGGUGGGGAUCCUGAUGGCUCUAUGCUCCUUCAUGGGUCUGCCCUGGUACGUUGCUGCCACGGUUAUUUCCAUAGCGCACAUCGACUCUCUGAAAAUGGAGAGCGAAUGUAGCGCACCGGGAGAACAGCCACAAUUUCUUGGAGUCAGAGAGCAGCGGCUGACAGGGACACUGGUGUUCGUGCUGACUGGACUUUCAGUGUUCCUCGCUCCAGUCCUUCAGUACAUCCCCAUGCCGGUUCUCUAUGGAGUGUUCCUCUACAUGGGAGUGGCAUCACUGAGUGGCAUCCAGUUCUGGGAACGUAUCAAGUUGUUUCUGAUGCCACCCAAACACCAGCCAGACUUCUCCUUCCUGCGUCACGUUCCGCUGAGACGCGUCCAUCUUUUCACCGUCGUUCAGAUCAUCUGUCUGGCCGUCCUCUGGAUCCUCAAGUCAACAUUCCUGGCCAUCAUCUUCCCAGUGAUGAUUCUGGGCCUGAUGGUUGUACGAAAACUACUGGAUCUGAUGUUUUCCCAGCACGACUUAGCAUGGCUGGAUGACCUCUUGCCUGAUAAAGACAAGAAGAAGAAAGAAGAUGAGAAGAAAAAGAAGAAAGAGAAGAAAGCAGUGGAGCCAGAGAGCGAUGAGGAGUGUUGCUGAAAAGGC
Nematolebias whitei (Rio pearlfish) is the source of this 3027-nucleotide messenger RNA. It is a transcript of the gene slc4a5b, whose product is annotated as solute carrier family 4 member 5b. The record is from RefSeq and is a predicted model, not a curated record. The coding region runs from base 70 to 3021 and encodes 983 amino acids. Gene Ontology annotation, biological process: transmembrane transport; bicarbonate transport; regulation of intracellular pH. Gene Ontology annotation, molecular function: solute:inorganic anion antiporter activity; monoatomic anion transmembrane transporter activity; sodium:bicarbonate symporter activity. The transcript is spliced from 24 exons. Lineage: Eukaryota; Metazoa; Chordata; Actinopteri; Cyprinodontiformes; Rivulidae. Gene Ontology annotation, cellular component: plasma membrane.